AUGUCUGAGGUAUCGGAGGCAGCUGCGGCUGAAGAGCCAACUGUUACUUUCCCUGAUGACUACCCCAACUCCGUUCGUCACUUCUUGCUCAUCGGCUUCUUGGGCAUGUUCAUCGGAGCCAUUGUGUUCUUCUACAUGGGUAUCUCCAGGAAGGUCAACACCGUGAUGCACGUGCUCACCUUCUUCAUCGCUGCCGUCUCUGCAUGCUCCUACUAUGCUGAGUGGGCUGGCCUCGGUGUGGAGUACAAGACCACCGACACUACUCCUCGUGUCAUCUUCUGGGCUCGCUACCUUGACUGGGUUGUGACUGGACCUCUCAUCCUCACUGACUUGGCCCUCCUGUCCAAGUCUGACACCCCAACCAUCAUCUCCCUUGUUGGCAACAUGGUCCUCUACGUCAUCUGCGGCCUCAUUGGAGCCCUCACCGUCGCCCCCUACAAGUACAUGUGGUGGGUUGCUGGACUCAUCUUCCUCAUCAUCGUCUUCAUGCUCCUCCUCCAGCGCCUCAACAACGCUGAGGGAUACGGCGGUGAUGCUCUCAAGGGCUUGACCUGGUUGACCAUCCUUGUCUGGAUCGUCUACCCCAUCGUCUGGAUCGUUGGCUCUGAGGGUACUGGUGCUCUUGGCCUUUCCCAGGAGGUUGGUAUCUUGACCAUUGCCGACCUCAUCGCCAAGAUCGGCUUCGGCUUCUACCUCCUUGCCAACGUUGAUGCUCCUGAGAGCGAGUCUGUUCCUCUCAACCAGUCCUCCCAGCAGUACGUCUAA
Messenger RNA from Guillardia theta CCMP2712, 765 nucleotides. RefSeq lists its product as hypothetical. The record is from RefSeq and is a predicted model, not a curated record. The coding region runs from base 1 to 765 and encodes 254 amino acids. Gene Ontology annotation, cellular component: membrane. The transcript has 3 exons. Lineage: Eukaryota; Cryptophyceae; Pyrenomonadales; Geminigeraceae.